Molecule: messenger RNA, 7093 nt
Organism: Corythoichthys intestinalis (scribbled pipefish)
Lineage: Eukaryota; Metazoa; Chordata; Actinopteri; Syngnathiformes; Syngnathidae
Gene: klhl21
Product: kelch-like family member 21
Exons: 6
Coding region: 277-2103 (608 amino acids)
Biological process (GO): protein ubiquitination
Molecular function (GO): protein binding
Source: RefSeq, a predicted model, not a curated record
GGCGCCGAGGGAGGCCGAACGCAUCUGCGACAUCAAAGUUUUAUCGUCAUUCGAUUUCUAAAGGCUUUUAUUCGCAGGAGCUUCAAUAUUUUACGACCUGGGUGAGGAAGAACACGGCCUCAACUUACAGUGUGCUGCUCACUGGAAUGGACAUGUAUGGUUGCACGGCUACAACGGAGGAUGCAAGCGGACUUGACUGUGUGCAAGUGUUUCCUGCACAAGGUGGAAUGACAAGAAUAUGUAAAAGUCUUCCUGAGAACCUCCAUUGGAGACAAGAUGGAGAAUCCCGUCUUACAGACACAAGCGUCCACCCUGCCGUUUUUUGACGCAGCCCACGCCUUCAACCUGCUACGAGGAAUACACGAACUCCGCGCAGAGCGGAAAUUUUUUGAUGUGACUUUAUGCGCAGAAGGCCGCGAGUUCCACUGCCACCGCACGGUGUUGGCUGCCGCAAGCACUUACUUCCGGGCUAUGUUCGCCGGGAAACUCCGGGAAAGCAUCAUGGAUCGUGUAGUUUUGCACGAGGUUUCGGCCGAGCUUUUGGGACUACUGGUAGACUUCUGCUACACAGGACGCGUCACGGUCACACAAGACAACGUGGAUCUUCUGCUGAAAACGGCAGAUCUGUUUCAGUUCCCGUCAGUCAAAGAGGCUUGCUGCGCUUUUCUCGAACAGCGUCUGGAUGUUUCCAACUGCUUAGAAAUCCAAGACUUUGCAGAGGCUUACGCUUGUCGAGAGCUGGCAGCUAGUGCCCGUCGCUUCAUCCUAAAAAACUUGAUGGAUCUUGCUAAAGGGACAGACUUUGAACGGUUGCCUUGGAAGCGCCUUCUUGAGUUUGUGUCUGAUGAUGAGCUGUGCGUAGACAAAGAGGAGACAGUUUACCAGAUCGCAGUGCGCUGGGUGAAGGCUGACCUCCAGCGAAGAAUGCAUUACUGGCCCGAGCUACUACAGCAGGUCCGACUCCCAUUUGUCAGGAGGUUCUUCCUCUUGGCUCAUGUUGAGAGCGACCCACUCGUAUACCUUUCACCUACCUGCCUCCGCAUGGUGAACGAGGCCCGUAGCUUCCAGUCCUGCGAGUACGACCGUCACGACAGACCCUGCCGUCGCAUGCGCCCACGGCCUUCCACCGGACUGGCCGAGAUCCUAGUAGUGGUUGGAGGUUGCGACCAGGACUGUGAUGAGCUGGUCACUGUUGACUGUUUCAACCCACAGACGGGCCAGUGGCGCUACCUGGCCGAGUUUCCGGACCACCUCGGAGGGGGCUACAGCAUAGCUGCCCUCGGGAAUGAUAUGUAUGUCACUGGUGGCUCUGAUGGAUCUCGCCUGUACGAUAGUGUUUGGCGCUACAAAUCGAGUGUCAACGAAUGGACAGAGGUGUCACCCAUGCUGAAGGCGCGCGAGUACCACAGCUCAUGCGUGUUGAAAGGUCAGUUGUACGUGGUGGCGUCUGAAAGCACCGAACGCUAUGACCACACGCUGGACUGCUGGGAGUCCUUGCCGCCUAUGCCGCACGCUAUGGAUAACUGCUGCACCACUACAUGCAACGAUCGCCUGUACGCCAUCGGCUGUCUAGCUGAAGAAGACGCCAUGGCUGUUCAGUGUUAUGAGCCAGACAGCGAAAGAUGGUCCAUGGUUAACUGCGGACAGUUGUCGUGGGCAUACACCCCUAAAACGGUCACUCUCAAUGGGCUCAUCUUCUUUGUUAGGGAUGACUCGACAGAGGUCGACGUUUACGACCCUCAGAAGAACCAGUGGGAUAAGAUUAGUCCAAUGAAUCAGGUACAUGUAGGAGGCAGCGUAGCAGCGCUAGGUGGAAAACUCUUUGUAUCCGGUGGUUACGAUAACACAUUUGAGCUGUCAGACGUCGUGGAAGCGUACGACCCGGCCACUCGCGUCUGGUCCGUCGCGGGUCGGCUGCCUCAGCCCACUUUCUGGCACGGCAGCGUAAGCAUUUUCCGACAGUUCAUGCCUCUGGUGUCUAAUGUUUUUGAGCCCAUAAGCGCCCCGGAUGCCAAUGCCAUCCACCUGCACCGGCACCAGCGCCACCAGGCCCUACAGAACUUGAAUAAUGAUGUCAACCAGGACAUGAACGUGGCCCACUGAGUUUGGAUACACCCAACGCUGUGCUGUCAGUUUGCGUUGCCUCAUCAAGAUGCUGAAACAUAGCUCCUCCUGAUUUUGGUAGUAGGAUUUGGAAGAGGAUCUAAGCCUGUAAGAUCUGAAAAGUAGAACUAAAUGCAUGCAUGCAUGCAUGAAGAAAACAUCACCUGCAUGCAGUUUUGUAAAGAUUCUAGCUGGAACAAAGGCUGGAUGAUGAAUUGCAUUUCCGAUUACAUCAGAGACUGAAAGGAGAAAGCAAACUAAACCAUUCAAAGGUAGUCUAUGAUACCUGUCAUUGAGGAGAGCAUCUGGUACGAUCAUCUACUCAGGCUAAGAACCUGAUUUACAAACCUCAAAUCCAAUGAAUUUAUAUUGAACCCAAAUAGGGAUGUCCCGACCGCAUAUAGUUUAGCACCCGAGUCCAAGUCGCCUGAUUUUGAGAAUGCCGCCAAAUACCAAGUUCCGAUCUGAUACCGAAAAAAAAGUUUUUUUUUUGUUUGAACAAAAGUUGCAAACAUGUUCUAGCGCUAUUCUACUGUACUUCCUUUUCCGCUUUUCCCGGAAGUGUUGCGAAGUAUAAGAUGUAUAUAUUUUUGUAUCUUUUGGCAAUGCCAUUGUAUUUCUGAAUUUUACUUUUUAGCCCUUAAAAAAUACAUAUGGCGGAAAACGCUCAGGUGACUUGAAGUUCUGCUCUGAGACCCCCAAUUAGACCAAAUUUCAAAAUUGUCCUAUAUGCAUGUGUGAUACAUCAUUGGAAAGCUUAAAAUCUCAAUUUUCUGGGGGAAUCAAGUUUUGAACAGGAGGGCAUUUAAAAAAAAAAAAAAAUUUAAACAGCAAAACCCUAACUGGAGGCGGGAGCAGAUGAGAGCAGAAUUAAAGACGCCAUGAUUUUAACGAGAUAUUAUCGCGUACUUACCUCGUUUCGAUCCAAAAACUCCAUGUAGCAUGUAUCAAGACAUGUGUCAAGACACAGAUGUGGAUGGCCACAGCCGGAUCAUUUGGAGAUUUUAUGGGUGAAACAUGGUAAUAUAACAAGGGUCGCGAUGCAGAAAUUGCAGACAUCAAGGAGUGGUCGAGAUGUUCUUUUUCAUUUAUUUACCCUUUUACAUGUUGUUUUUCAAUUUUUCUUUGUUUGGAUCGAUUAUUUAUCUAACAUAUCGGAAAAAAUGCGAUAUUAACAAGAAAAAUACAAUUAAGCGAUAGUUAUGAGGUAGAUAUCCGUGACUUUUUUACAGACACCAUUUUUUUCAUUGUGACGUAAUUGGUUUAAAAGUUUAAAAUAUGCAAGUGAAUAAUUUUUUAAAGUCGUUUUCUUUUUUUAAACGAAAUAUUAGAUAUCAAUGGUUCUGACCUAAAAGUGACAGACAUUUUGAAUAAUAAAUGUAAUUAAUUACCUUCGUUUUAUGGCUGGGUUGAAACAAAAUCGGUUGCGCGAUGUCUGUAAACUGGGGUUUCCAGAGUAAAACGGACAAAUUAAAAAUGGUUUGAAGGCUUAAUGCGCCAUGAAUCUGCUAUGGCAGCAUAUAGACAUAUUGUUUUAUCAAACACAACAGUUCUUUUGGCUUAAAAUACAGCAGUUUAUUUUAGAGAGGGGUGCAAGACCAGAAACUGCUUUUUCAGACUUGUCUGUGUUUCCCGCCAUAUAUACAUAAAUUAAGCCUAAAAAUGGGUAAAACUAUCAUUGCAAUUCUUGCAAAGACUAGAAGAAUUUUCACCAGAUAACUUGAAUAGCUCUUGUUUGAGAUAGGCCUGAACGAUAUUGGAAAAAUGAACAGCACUUUUUUCUGAAGGUCCACCAGCACAAAAUGUAGGUGCACCCACAUUUUUCAUUGCCUCACCUUUAGCGCCAUACUUUUAAUCAUUCUCCAUAACAUUCAUAUGAGGGAGUCUACUCGAAUUCUUUCAUGCUCUUACGCUCACGCUUCCGACAACAGCCUUUCACUUAAACAAUGAGUUGCCAGAGAAUGGGCUACGACUUGUGUAACAAGCUAAACUAUUAACACAUUUGUGCCUUUUGAUUGUAGAGCUACUGAGGCUUUGUUUAUGAGAUCAAAACACGAACCUGUCAAUCAUCAUUAAUUUUAAGUACCAAACGCAAGCUGCACUGCUUAGAAGGAGGGAGGGUGAGAGGCUGUACUAGCAUGAAGCAGGAAAAACAAAUACUCUGGUACCUCGACAUACGAUCGCUUCGACACACGAUCUUUUCGACAUACGACGUAAAAUUUGGCUCGCCAUUUGGUUCUACAUCCGACAACAUGCUCUAAAUACAGCAAUGUAUGACAGCUCCGCAGUUUGUUUUCCCGCAAGACGGAUGCGUGGCAGAUUUUCUUGUGAGAGGAAUCAACAUUGGUUCCGACAAUGCUAGUGCCGGUGGUGGAAAAAAGGUGAUGCUUACUGUUACCAUUGACAUGAAGAUGGAUAUGAUAGAGAAAUAUGAGCGUGGGGUGCAUAUCCAUGAUAUGGCUUGCUCAAUGAUACGGCCGUAGACGGUCUAUGACGGUUCUCCUCCAUUCGCCAGUCUUUAUAAGUUAAGGUGGCAGUUAUUAUUGUGGGAACAUCACCAACGAAAUCACCAGCUUCGUCAGGUUUCUAAUCAUUUAUUCCAUCAACUUGUGCCUAGUGUCCCCCGCAGCAAGUAAACAAGGUGAAAGUGAAACUAUAAAGGCUCACUCUAUCAGGGGCCGUUUAUAUGGUGACUCCGAGAAUACGACCAAUUUCAAAUUUGCAUUUGCGUCUCCAUUUGAACAAUGUCGCUAUCCCGCAUGAAACGAUGUAGUAUUCAUGCCAGGCCCUACGGGGCAGUGCAGAUUUACUGGGCGACAGAGAAUGAUGCACUUUGACCCCACCAAGCUCCCUCAGCCCGGAAAAAAAUAUGCCCGCCCACUCGAAGCAAUGUCAUUCUUCUUUUGUUCAAAAAGGCACACAAAUUGAAACGUUCAACAUAUUUAAUUAAAACAGUCAAUUAAAGCCUACAUUCCGCCAUAUUUGCUGUUUUUAAUGUUUAGUAGCACCGCUGCGCACGCCCAAUGUGACGUGGACGAGUGCAGAUGUUAACAGCGCUGUCUCGCGCCGCAGCAGCCUUUGAUAUGCAUCCCGAGGAAGCCCCCCUCUACCCCCCGCAAUCGGAUUCUUCCACUUUGGAGGCAGGAUUCAGAAUUUUUCGUCUUCGCCGACACCAUAUGCAUGCGAGGCGAGUCCGCAACUCAGUCAUUGCGUCUUUGUGUCGCAGAGUCGCCAUGUAAACUGCCCCUCAGUCAGCCACGCGAUGCGUUCAGGUACACCACGAAAACCCAUUCACCACAUUAGAACCUGGUUUGUUACAUUAUUACAGGUAUUAUUUAUUAUUCCAAUUUUUAUUCAUAAAGUAUUUGUUAUGCUCUUUGUAAUUGAUAUUUGCAAUAGUAACACCAAUAUUUAUUGAGAAUUUAGUGUAGGUUUUCGGGCUGCGGAACGAAUUAAUGGAUAAUGUAUUCUUUUGGGAAAAUCCUGCUCGACAUACGACCAUUUCAACUUACAAACAAGGUCCUGGAACCAAUUAACUUCGUAUGUAGAGGUACCACUGUAUAUAUUUUUUAAAAUUAAAAACCCGAUCCUUUUCACCUGAUUAUAAUCCUCUUAAAAACGGCGCCAUAGGCCCGAUUUCCAAUCACGUGUUCGGAUCGGGACAUCCCUAUAAUAAACUACAUGUGAUUUGCAAGUCAUUUUCAACAUAUGUUCGAUUGAAUACACUACAAAGGCACAUUUUUUUGUUGAAACUGAUCCACUUGAAGCUUUGUAGUUCAUUCCCAUUCAUAUCAUAUUACCAUUAACAGUGCUUUCACAGAUGUGAACAACAUGGAUGGUCAUUUUCCUCCUUGGCCAGGAGGACACUUUUGGCAAAAAAACAUAGUUGACUUGUUCCUAUUGAAGCUGUUAACCAGUGGGAUCUUCAACCCCCCAGCAUCCUUAACUUGGUCUUUUUAUUGCUCCUUUCGCGCCUCAUUGGAAGGUGUUUCAGGCAUUUAAAUUGGUGAAUAUUUGCAACUAAUGUUCACCAGUUUGAAUCAUGUCUUGGUAUGUUGAAAAGGAUUUGCAAAUUGUAUUUGGUGAGGAUACAGUAUAUCUGCAUCUGCCAGCUUUAAUUAUAAGGCAUGCUACAAUGUUCAUGUCCAUGCAACAAUCUGUUGUUACUGACCAUAAAUGUAAACCGUAAGUAUGCAUAGUGAUCUUCCCAGUGGUUUAGUGACAUGCAACCAGUGAAAGCGAUUUGCCUCCUAUCAAUAUGCAUGGGACAUCCCUGCCUAUAAAACAGGCUUUUAAUGGCAAAUCUGCUCUUAAUAUGUUGAUCUAUGCAUCAGGAAUGGGCAAAAUUCCAAUUUUACUGUUGUAUUGUUUAGUGCAUCUUAAAGGGAGGCAAAAUGUAGCCUACUAAUUGGCCACAAUCAGCAGAAGCACUGUUUAUUCUAUCUCGUUAAUAUGACAUCAGUAACGGGAAAUUGUACCUCUUUCAACGAAUGUGCCUCAUCGACUGUUCAAACUGGAAGUUCCACAGGAUUUUGGCUAACCCUCACCUAAUAUGUCAUUACAUUUAUAUUCACCUUAGUUGACGUAAAUCUUUCACCUAACGUGCUGUUUAUGGAUUGCUUGGAUGUAAGUAAAAGCAAGUAUAAGCUUGUCAGUCGGUUAGCCUCUUGCUAAUCAUAGGUUUGUGUUCAUUUUUGAAGUUAUUUUCCCCCCAAAAUGCAUGAGAUUUUAUAUUUAAUAAUGAAUGAAUAAUAAAUUGUUUAAAAUUGAAAAUCCUAAGUUUGUAGUUUUUUGGGGGGGGGAUAGGGGUAAGGAUGUUUACGGGAGAAGUCUUCAAAAGUCGUUACUAUUCGUUUUAUGGGACAAGGCAUUGUUCAUUUAGUUUUUUUGUUUUGUUUUUGUUUUUUUUUACCUUGAAGUGCCUUUAGCAUCAAGAAAAAUUAAACUGACAUUCAUUUUCAAUACCAUUCUCCAUUUACAGUUGUGGUCA